Messenger RNA from Miscanthus lutarioriparius, 642 nucleotides. The record is from the annotation of a GenBank genome assembly. Lineage: Eukaryota; Viridiplantae; Streptophyta; Magnoliopsida; Poales; Poaceae.
AUGGCUCCAAAUCAGAUGCCACCGGAGACGGGACACGCUCCAGCGGAGGAGGAGCUGCCGCGGCCCAAGGGCAUCCUGGAACGGAUGCACAAGUACCUCCUCCUGCUUGCCAUCCUCGCCGCCACGGUCACCUACAACGCUGGCCUCAGCCCACCCGGCGGCGUCUGGGCUGACGACGCCGAUGGCCACCUCGCCGGCGACCCCGUGCUCCAGGCUCACUACGCCGCGCGGUACAACGUUUUCUUCUACUGCAACGCGACGGCGUUCGUGGCGUCGCUGGUGAUCAUCAUGCUGCUGCUGAGCAGCACCUUCAGCUUCCACGGGUACCGCGUCCGCGCGCUGCAGGCGGCCAUGGUGCUGGACCUGCUGGGCCUCAUGGGCGCCUUCACGGCGGGGAGCUGCCGGAAGGUCAGGACGUCAGCGUACAUCGUGGCGCUCGCCUGCGCCUGCGUCGCCUACCUCGUCGUGCACCUGCUGCUGCACUUCUGGGUCCGGAGCAGCCGCUGCCCGUCCACCCGCCGGGAGGUCUCCGAGCUGCUCAAUCUGCACCGCCUCUGCCUCUGUUGCUGUUGCUGUGGCCGGAGUGACGACGGCGCUGCCGCCACGCAAGAUGCUCCCAGAGGGCCACGCGCACGCGUGUGA